Messenger RNA from Penicillium odoratum, 1329 nucleotides. RefSeq lists its product as uncharacterized. Gene Ontology annotation, molecular function: nucleic acid binding; zinc ion binding. NCBI's taxonomy places the organism in Eukaryota, Fungi, Ascomycota, Eurotiomycetes, Eurotiales, Aspergillaceae. The coding region runs from base 1 to 1329 and encodes 442 amino acids. The transcript has 3 exons. The record is from RefSeq and is a predicted model, not a curated record.
AUGAGGCCAAAACGUCGAGCUCUAAGACUGGACGCCGAAGUCCAACUCACCGGCCUGGGAGCACUAGGCAUCGUCGAAGGCACCGAGCCUGUGCCCGAAGUCCCCUCCACAUCACGAGCAGCCGAACUCACAAAUUAUAGCCAGAACGCUAAAGACUACCGACAAGCUCGAGAAAAGGCGAUACAAUGGAUCUGGAAUCAUAUCCACAGCGACUUUCACAGCAUCGUUGCAGCUGUCCGUCGAGACCCGCGAGCCAUGUGGCUCGAAUUGGAACGUCGACUAGGAGGACGAAACAACUACAAUAUCUGGGCUGUACGGCAACAACUUGGGAGUGAAUCCUUCAAAGAAAACGAUACCAUUCAAACUUGGUCCGCUCGUCUCGAUACCUACAAUCAACGCCUGAUCGGAACCGGAUCUGAGCUCUCCGAACUAGAGAGAAUCGCCAAAUUGCUCAGUACACUUCCCAAACGCUUCGAAAUCACAGUCUCUCACAUUCAACGAAUCCCCAACCUCGACUACCAGACUGCUUUACAGCAACUACUCGACUUUGAAAAUCAACUACCGGUCGGCGCCGCAAAUGGAUCUGGAAUGGCACUGAUCACUGAAAACCGACCCCGAAGACCAUUCCAAUUACGACGAGGAAGAGGCAGUCGAUAUAGACCAUCUGAACCAUACCGUCGAGAACAUAGAGUCGAAAAUCCUCGGCCGACAGUAUACUGCUACCACUGUGGACGAAGAGGUCACACUAAGUCAAAGUGCUGGGAACUUCAACGUCGUGAAGAGGAAGACAAGCAAAACCAAGCACGACUAUCUCGAAUACCUCGCGGCACAAAUUACACGGCAGAGGAUGCUGCGACCUCAUCUACAAAUCCAACUCAACAACCAUCCCGAUCCGAUGCGAACUAUAUGGAAGACGGGUUUGCUCACAUGGCAAGCCAUGAUGCAUCAUCCACAAACGAAUGGAUACUCGAUUCUGGAGCAAGCCAUACAAUGACUCAUACAAGAUCAAACCUCACCCACUUCAAAAGAUUUCACCAACCUCGCCAAGUCAUCAUUGGGGAUGGAUCGCAUGUAAAAGCACUCGGAAGCGGCACUCUUCACAUACGGACAAACUUGGCUUCUAUUGAUCUGAAGGAAGUCUGGUGGGUGCCUCACCUUAGCACAAAUCUGAUAUCCGUGCGUUCCUUGGACGAUAUGGGACUAGAAGUCAUAUUUGCUGGUGGCCAAUGCAGGAUCCAACGCGACGGUAGAUCGCUUGCUACUGCAAGUCAAAUCCGAUCGAAUCUCUACCAACUUAAUCUGCCCGCCGGCUUGGACAUCUCAAUUUGA